CUGUGGCCAAGAACAGUGGUGAGGUGUGAGCAGUCCAGUGAAAAACACAGACCGACCAGGCUUUACACAGUGAAACCAGUGGGUUCUCCCCUCUCUCUAUCUCCCUCUCUCUCUCUGUCCCUCUCUCUUUCUGUCUCCCUCUCUGUCACCCACGCAGAUUUUUGCCCACUGGUGCCAGACAACAUCACCAAUAACAAAGGCUCUCUGGCGUAAAGGAAAAUGGAAACACUUCAGACAACCAUCAGCCACAUCGGGGAGACGGCAUCUUACAAAAAGUCUCAAACAGAAGAAAAUAAGCAGAAAAGUAUUGACAGUCAACCCGAGGAAUCAAAUUAUGUGGAUCUGAACAAUCUUCUGGAUAUGACAUCGGAUGGCACAAAAACCGUCAAAGUCACUUUUACGGGUGAAGGUAAUCAGCUGGCAAUAUUCAAAUGUCAGAGUGACACGUCAACCGUGGGUGACGGAAGCCCUGGCAAACGCAAGGAAAAAGGCAAUAUCACAGAGACUCCCUCUAAGGACUGUCACCAGGAUCACUCGAAGGACGCCAGGGUGGGACAGCGUGACAGCGUGAACUCUUCACCGACUCUCGACGAUGAGAUUUCAAUCGCUGACAUGCCUACCACGGAGACUGACCCUCAAACCGACCUCAUCCUGCAAGAUUAUAAUCCACAAAAUGUUUCUUGCGAAAGCGAGGAGCUGCGCUACACGGAUAUGUACUUGAAUAGCCAGAGUGAGUCGGAAGAUGGCUCCAGCAGCGUGGUCUUAUCUGAUCAAUGUACGCUCAAUACCUUUGCAGAUGAAUCCCAUUAUAUCACAACGCACGAAAUUCAAUUGACUGAGUUAGACCAUGAUGUGGACUACGAAAUUGGCCGUGGGCCUUGUUGGGAUUAUGAGGAUACCAAUCUUGUAUACUCAUUUGUGGAUUAUGCAUCUUUUGAGAGCGACGAGACGACGGAGGGGACAUUGGUUAUGGAUAGAAGAAUUGGUAAAGCAAAAAUCACCAAAGCGCACUCGGUUAAUGCGGGCCAAUGUGGUACUGGCGAAACAGCUGUCAGCACCGAAAGCGAUGUGUGUGAGUGUGACUCGGACAAAUGUGUGAGCUCAGAUGAAAGCGUGUGUAAAAACCCCAAUGGUGGUGAGAGCUCGUCGGGGCAAAUUCACCUGUCGAUCAAAACGUCCUCCAGGAAUAUAAACGAGUCCAACAAUUUUCUCCAGAAUGAAAACAUUAGCUAUCAUGCCCGACGCACAGGCGAGAGGAGUCAGUACUUUUUCAGGGGUUCGGACUCGAGCCGGGAGGCCCUGUUUGACCGGGCGCACUAUUUCAUCCCGGCACCCGGCCGCCAGCAUUUGGCCCCUCAGUUAAAAGGAAAAGAUAUUAACGAAUACUCUAGUGGUGCUUCAAGCUCAGUUAGUGAGCUAGAUGACGCUGAUAAGGAGGUUCGCAAUUUAACGGCUAAAUCAUUUAGAAGUUUGGCAUGCCCUUACUUUGAUGCCAUCAAUUUGAGCACGUCUAGUGAAUCGUCUUUUUCGUCAACUUUAAUGGAUCUGAAUUAUGGUAACAUGGCCCAAGGACAUGAGAAACGUCUGAUUUCCCACAGAAGUUCAACGUUUGAGCUGAACAAGAAUGCACAGUGCAAAACCAUAAAUGGUGUGGCUAAUUUAAAAGUGCCUCAAGCUAAGACAUGUUCCCAUAACAAAAACAAGCCGUCCCGGUCGAAUAUCCAAAAUGACUCUUCUGCUUCAAAGCAAAUUGAAAUCAGAGGACAAUACGAUAAUCAAGGUCAGGGCGAAAUGAUCACUCUGACAGAGACAUUAAACUUUAGCUGUAAUGUUGAAGCGGGACUACCAACGCGUAAAAGGCGCGCAAAAUGCGUAGAAAAUACCGCAGGAUCACGUUCCGCGGAUGAGGUUACCAGCAUCAUGCCAUCGAGGCCUGGGAGCGAGGCAGCCAGCCCACACAUUGACUGCGGGGACGCUAUCGAAGAUACACACAAGAAAGCCAUUUUUGCAUCAAGUCUGCUAAAAAAUGUAAUCUCGAAAAAAAUGCAGUUUGAACAAGAGCGCAAAAUGGAAAGGGGGGAGAUACGUGACACACAUCCAGUUCAGUCACCUUGCUUCCAGAUAAAAGACCCAGACACAUCAAAAGAGCCCUUCCAGUGUGAGGUUUUGCAAAGACAAACGUCUGAAACAGAUUCAGGACUUAUUGCUCUCAAUGAACUGGGCGACGUAGUAGAAACUUCGUCAAAUAUCGACCCUAAGGAGCAGCAUGAACAACGCGCAACGGUUUCCACAGCGGAUUCCACACCGGACUGUCAUCCUGAUGACGGCGCGUGUAAGUCUAACAAGGAAAUGUGUGAAAGUAAGAAGGUGCAGCUUGCUCAGAGUCAGAACAGUGCCUUCAAAUCCUGGAAGGACGGUGAACUAAGUGUUGAUAUGGAAUCAGGGAAUGACAGAGAGGAAAAUAUCAUAGAAACGUCUUCUCCGACAUUAGAGGUUUCGGUUCAGAAGGAGAGCCAAUCAGUAAGCGCCAAAUCAACUAAAAUGUCGCACUUGUAUGUACCAAGCUCACAGCUUCUCUCCAAAGACAGGGAGGGGGAACAACAGACGCAAAGUAAAAAUAUACACGAUGCCGUCAUGGAGCAGGGAGAGGGCGAGUGCGAGUGCAGAGACAAUAACUCUAGCAACCUUCUUAGUGCCAAGGAUACAUCUGCAAUAUCACAAGCCAAAAAGGCACCUGAAAUCAAAAUACGAUUACGUAGCGUUAAAGAGAACAAGAAAAAUCCCUUCAACAUAGCCAGUCUACUAACCCCCAAAAUCGGGUUCAGCACCACAUAUCCCCCCAAACCAGCGUCUGAAUCCAAAUGUCAGGUGCUGUCGCAGUCAGAGAAAGUUCCCCAUUUUACAGUUCGGGACAUUAGAGAGACCAAGGGGAAGUUCCAAACACCAAUUCACCAAGUACGCGACGUGCGUAAACUGGUCAAAAGUUCCUAUAGGUUUGUGUCACUAGAAAAUACUGAAAACAAAGCAGCCACAUCAGCUUCUCUGUUGAGAGAAGAUAAAGUUGGCAUAUUUAAGAAGGAACCGGACAAAAAGCCUUCUCAAUCACCUAUUGUUAUUAAAUGCCAUUCUGUAAACACAAAUAAUUUAAGUAAGCCACGCAGCAGUGUGGCCGAGGCAUCAAAACGGGGACAAACAGAGUGCGCGACAGAAUCUGAUAGGUUGUCACCUAAACAUCUGUCCGACUGCAUUAAAAACGAAAGCGUAUUUGCAAAUCGGUCUAUGGGUAGAACUCCGUGCGUAAAAACGCCUUACAGUGACCAAACCGAAUCAAAAAUGGAAACGAAAGCUGCGAAACAAAGGCAAGAUAAAACAAUCGAAAACAUGGAAAAGAAAUCCGAAUCUAAAGCAACAAAUCAGGCGGCCCUGGAAAAGUUAAAAGCUGCUGUUAAAACAAUGGAGCAGCUUUAUGUUUUUGACCGUAAUGAAUGGAAGCGCAAGACGCAGGCGCCGCGUCCCGUCACAGACAGCCACGUGCUAUCACUCAUUACCAGCGAAGAACAGGGUGGUCCAUCUAAAACGGAAUCUGAGGAUGAUCUCGGCAAAGGCACUGAAAUUGAGAGGCCGGUGAGCUCCAUAAUAAAUCCUCCAGUAUUGGCCAGCACUCUGCAGACAGGUGUAGCCCAAUCAACUGAAGAUAAGGUGAAUCUCAAAUCAGCCACAUUUAGCCAAGAAGACACAAGUACAAGUAAAACAUCAUCUGUCCAUGGCCAACGAUUCAAUAACAAAUGUGUGUUUAAUUUUGCCAGUAGCUUAAAAGCACCAGCCAGUAGUGGCCCAGCAAAAAUUAGUGUUCGACAGACUCUCUCUGUUCCGCAGGGUGUCUCAACCAGCAAAGCAAUAGCUCCUAAAUUUCCCAAAACCCCACUGUCCUUAAAAAUCACUCCCCCGAAAAGAGAAGCAGAGGAAAAGGGGCCGGCCAAAAGUUCUGAAACUUUCCUCCAGGCCCAGCCCAUCAAACCUGCACCAGCAGAGACUGAGAACUACCUGACCAUCCCAGUCAGAGCUUGCACCACAGACACACCGGCAUCCUCCGCCGCCAUCAGUGCCAGUGGGAAGCCGGGCCCCUCCACAGCCUCCAGUCACCUUGGAGCAUCCAGCCACAGCCAACAGCAGGCCCUGCAGCGCUCCCCCAUCAUCAUGGAGUCAUGGGCUCCAGACAGCCCCACUAGCACUACCAUCUAUCACCAUUCCCUCCCCAUCCCCUUGACCACUACUGGGCCUCAGGUCCUCUGCAUCUCUCCCUCACUGGUGCCUUCCGUGGCCGAGCCCAUGCAGCAGCAGCAGACCCAGAAGAAGAUGUUGCUGGACCCUACCACAGGCCACUACUACUUGGUGGACACGCCAGUGCAACCGGCCACCAAGAGGCUGUACGACCCCGAGACGGGCCAGUACGUGGAUGUGCCCGUUCCACCUCCCCAGCCACUCACGCCCGUCCCCAUGCCCAUGUCCCCCCUGGCGCUCAGCCCUGGCACCGCCUUUGCCCCCACGUACAUGAUCUACCCCAGUCUGAUGGCCUCCCCCACAGCCUUCACCACCCACUCCCUCUCGUCUUCCACGCAGUCCGAGGGGGAUGGAGAGAGAGCGCAGGGCAAAGACUCAGGGCCGCGGGCAGGUGUGGGCGUGGGCAGCCCGUCCGGCACGCACCCUCCGGAUCACUCCCGCGGGGUUGGCGGGAUUUCUGUUGGCCCUGGUGGGAAGCCAGUCAUCAGCAUCACAACACAGCAAGGCCCACGUAUCAUCGCCCCACCCUCCUUUGAUGGAACCACCAUGAGCUUUGUCGUGGAGCAUCGAUAACUGAUCGAUAACUAAUCCAACUUGAUCUCUCCCUCUGUGGAAUAUCGACUGAUUCUGUACAUCAUUUUGUUCAUCUGUUUUACCGUCUGAAAACAAAUGUCUACAGUCUUGUCUACUUGUAUUUCCAGACAGAACUUUACCCAUUCUACACCAUGUUUCCUGUCUAGUUGCUUGUAUGUUGAAUUGUUCAGGAGUCAUACCAGCCUAUCAGUGAUUCCCUGUAUAAAAUGAUGCCCUGCGGGGUAGUGCACUUUCUCUGUGUAUAGAGUAGAUGAUCAUUGUUUGAAGAUGUAGAAGUGAAGUUGGUGCUCUAGAAUUAUAGGUACUGAAGGAAAUGUACUCAACUUCACUGCUUUUUCUUUCUGUAAAAGUAAACAAGGUUGGCAUCCCAUUGUUGAUCGACAAGUCAUGAAUCAUAUACACAGACAUUUUAGAAUUUUGAAUUAGCUGUAUGUGUGAUUGUUGAAUUGGAGUGCGCCACGUGAGACUUUGUGAAUUGGUUGUAUGAAAUAUGGAUAGCACAGAAUGUUGAAAUAUAUUAUCUUUAUACAGAAAUCACCUGUCUGGCUAAUAGUUUUAUUAUGCGUUCACAUAUUCCAGUGACACUCUUAGUUAUGUCUCUCAAUCAGAAAGGAAACCUUGAAAUCAAAAAUUUAAAAGUAUCUAUCAGGACCUUGCUUGCUUUAAAGGUCACUUAACAGUCUGUCAACCAAUGCUCUUACAAAAAGAUUUCUGGCUGGUCAACCAGAGGGGCAGUUGGCGAUUGGCUUUGAAUGAACACAGGAGACAGGUAUGACAGAUGAUAAUAGUCCAGCAUAAUGUGAAAUACCAACUACCAAUGUUUUUUGUAAAAUGUCAACUGGUUUAGGGAAAGUAGCUAAAAUGUGCAAUCCCAGCAAUCUGUCAGACUAUUUAUCCACUCUUAAUCCACUCUCAACUAUGUAGGCCUUUUAAUCUCCCUGUGGCCGUCAUAUCAUUUUGAGUUGCAAUUGCACACCAGGAGUAGCACCGCCAGACCAAAGACUCAAACUCGAGUCUCUGUGUGUUAUUUUGAUCUACUCUACCCUACUCUAUCACUGUGUGCAAUCAGUCAAUGCUGCUUUCCUCUGGCCUUACCCUGUGAAAAUGAUUGUCUUUUGUUUCUUUUCCGUGACAUUCUUCUGGAUCCUUCUGAGAGAUGUAGUUAUUUGCUGAUAAACACACACGUGUGUUGACUGUGAUUGCCGGGACCUCAUUUGACGUCCUUGGCCUGAAAGAGCUAUAGUAGGGCAAGUCAGCCACAGUGCUGCGUAUCAGGAGGGAUUCAAGAUUUAGCUUGAGAGGAUGAUACAUGGGGCAACUUCUUGAGCAAUGUUGCUGGGCAACCACAUAAACACUUCCAUUUAUUCUGAUUGGAUAAUCAUGACAACUUGCCUACUGAUGAUAAAGUUCUCCAGAAAAGAAACUGUUGCCCAAUAUCAAUGAGAGCAUGCCAGAACCACAAUAAUGAGGAACAUUGCCCAGCAACAUUGCUCAAAAUGUUGCCCCAUGUAUCAUCAGCCUAAGAGUGUGUUUGAAAUGGUUCUGGGAAAUAACUUAUUGAAGGGCUGUUGAAACAUGUUUGAGUUUCAUUUGGAUUGUUAAGGUUUGUGUGAUGAUAGCAGUGGUAUAACUAUUUAUGAUGUCAGUGGUAAGGCUAAGUUAUAUAAAACUCUUUGCACAAUUUGAGCAGUAUGGAAUUCAGAUCAACACAGAGGAUGAGGAGGGAUGAAUUAAUGUAAAUGAAUGUAAAUGAUGAAGGUGCUCCGUUUGUAGCUCCAGUAACUCUGGUCAUAGUAGCCUAGGCCUAAACGACACUUCAAAUUGCCACUGUGAACCUGAGCACAUAUCAAAAUUGGCUCUGUUGUAACAGAUCACACACACACACACACACACACACACACACACACACACACACUAGCGCACUGUUGUAACAGAUCUCACACACACACACACACACACACUAGCACACUAGGUUUAGGGUAUCAUUUUGUUCCCGUCUUGUCCCUCUCUGUUUUACUAUACUCUGAUAAUCUCAGUUCUCAAUUUCCUAAACUCCCAAACUCAUUUUUUAUUGUCUCGGUAUUCCAUGGACGUCCGUUUCCUACAGGCUAAACACUAGCUACUAAGCUACUGUUAAGCUAAUAUAAGUUAAUAUUUCAAGUAGAUUAUUUUAUGUUUAUCCAUGUCAUCAAGUUUCUAACCAUACAAAUAGAUCACAGUGAACAGUAUCUUGCUGUGUGGAUGUUUUGAUUCACAUUUUUCCCUCUGUUUUUCUUUUCUCUUUUUCAUGUCACCUUGUGUUGUGUCGAUUUAGUUUUCAGAAAUUAAGUAGCUUGAUGAUGAAGCACUGACCACUGACAUGAAUGGAAUCAAAUUUGUCUUGUUUUUCUUUUUUCUUUUUCUGGUGACCUCUCUUUGCUAAAUUCAACUUGCCUGAAAAGCAUGAAAUGCAAAUGCAUCUGAAAUGUCUUUACUUAAUCUCAUCAUAAUAUCUGCGGUUAUUCUCUCAAGCUUACUCUAUCACUGACAAACAGUGGGAAUUCUAGGGAUUGGAUUUUUUCUUGUUGUUGUUGUUGUUGUCAUUUAUUUUGUCUCUGUUUUAGUUUCCCUGUUAUACAGCUGUGUAGACCUGUCAGGGUGUUGGGCCUUAUGUUAGCCACCGGGGCCAGAGAGAGUCCUGCAUCUCUGCUGUUGUAGACAAAGGUUAAAUAGAGCUGCAGGUCAGUCUAUUUGCCUACUAUCUGAAGGAGUAGUUUUCACAUACUGUAUCAGCUAUCUUCUGGAAGAUUUACAUAUCAGUAGACAUGGGAGUGCUCUCUUCUUUGUUUUGCUUUGUUUUGUUUUUUGUUAUAUUUUCAAGGCUCAUAAGGUACAGCAGCAAGUAAAGCAUGAAGCAACAUGCUCCUUAAUUCUUUUUCGACUGACAACUGACAUAAUAUUUAUUCUUAACAUUUAUUAUAUAUAUAUUUAUACCACCUUUAAAAAAACCCUUUCAAAUAGAAACCAUAUUCCCUCACUGCCCACAUGGAACCAUCCUAAAGAUUUAAAAGAUUUUUAUUCAUAUUUAAAUGCCAGGACUGCCAAAGACUGUUUGAUCACGAUAAAUGAUGUGUAAAAUAUUUUUUAAAAACAUUUACACAUUUAUAUUUGCUGGUGGUGCUAUGUAUCAAGGUAGGCAAUGAUCACCAGUGUGAAACACUGACAUGGCACUUACCAAAAUAAAAGAGGCAUAAAUCUGGUCCUAAAUGGGACAUGUUUAUGUCCACCCAUGACAGAUGAGCUAAUGCUAGAGAUGGCUCUGCAUCCCUGUCCUCUUUAGUCACUACUAACACCUCUGCAGGCUGCGUCUUUUCAGUCAGCUUCUGACGAGGUGGACAUAAUUAGCAAUAAAUGAUGACUGCUUUUUUGGAGGUAAAAAAAAUGCUAUGUAAAUGGUUUUGAAUCUGAGACAACAGGGAAAAGCCAUUAUAAUUAGAUUGGUAGAUCAGUUACUGGUGGGGCUGAAUUGAUUUUUGACAUUGGUGUGGGAAAUUGGUGAGAGAUACAUGUAGGUCUUUUCCAAACAAACACACACACGCGCACACACACACACAUACACACACACGCACGCACGCACGCACGCACACGGACACAUAUGCAUAAGAAUGUACACAUCACUAUGAGCAGCAUGUAAUCCAAAACCGCCCCCCCCCCCCGCCCCAUCUCCCUUUGGUGUUGCUCCAGGGGGAAACCUUGGGAGGCGACACAGUGAAAGCUUGCAUUUACAGUAGGACAGGAACGCAAGGGGACAGAUUUAGCCACGUGCAGAUGGAGAGAGGAAUGUUUAGAAAUGUUGAGAAGUGAUGACGAUCCCAGGAGAGGACCCAAGCAGACCAGGCGGAAGGGCUGGACAGGAGAGCGGGGCCUGGGACGGACGAUCCCAAUCAGAAGGCUAUGUGUGAAGACGGAACUUCUAAGAGAUGUGUGACAGGAAAAAUGAGGGCAAUGUUGACACUGUCAUGGGAAUAAACUGUAUUGCAAGCC
This is a messenger RNA of Alosa sapidissima (American shad), 8898 nucleotides long. RefSeq lists its product as uncharacterized. The record is from RefSeq and is a predicted model, not a curated record. The coding region runs from base 220 to 4854 and encodes 1544 amino acids. NCBI's taxonomy places the organism in Eukaryota, Metazoa, Chordata, Actinopteri, Clupeiformes, Clupeidae. The transcript is spliced from 2 exons.